CGGUGUGCCAUUGGUCUGGAAGCAAGGGAGGCUGAGAGCCCUGCUUUGAGCAAGUUUCUUUCCCAGGGGCUCAGGUAUAUCCAUAAAUAUAUCUCUGUAAAAGAAGGACUGGGGGAAAGGACGAGCGGCCGCUCCUCGCCAUGGGUUUGCCUCUUGAUCAAGUGGAAGAAUUGCGACUCUACCAGCAAACUCUUCUCCAGGAUGGGCUCAAAGACAUGUUGGACCACAAUAAGUUUCUGGACUGUGUCUUGAAAGUCAAAGGGAAGGAGUUUCCCUGCCACCGGCUGGUGCUGGCAGCCUGCAGCCCGUAUUUCCGAGCCAUGUUCCUCUCGGACAUGGAAGAGAGCAAGAAGAGGGAGAUAAGCUUGGAAGACGUCGAUCCGGACGUCAUGGGCAAGAUCCUCCACUACAUCUACACCUCGGAGCUGGAGAUCACGGAGCAGAACGUGCAGGACAUCUUCUCCGUGGCCAACAUGUUCCAGAUCCCCUCCAUCUUCACCGUGUGCGUGUCCUUCCUGCAGAAGAGGCUGUGCCUCAGCAACUGCCUGGCCAUCUUCCGGCUGGGGCUGAUGCUGGACUGUGCCCGGCUGGCCGUGGCCGCUCGGGAUUUCAUCUGCGACCGCUUCGCGCUGGUCUCCCGCGACGAGGAGUUCUACCAGCUCUCCCCCGACGAGCUCAUCGCCAUCAUCUCCAGCGACUCCCUCAACGUGGAGAAAGAGGAGACCGUCUUUGAAGUGGUGGUGAAGUGGGUGGGGACCAAGGACUGCGAGAGCCGGCAGAAGGCCCUGCCUGUCGUCUUCGAGAGCAUCCGCUUCCGCCUCAUGCCCAACGACUACAUCAGGGACCACGUGGAGAAGCACAACGUGGUGAAGUCCAGCCCCGAGCUCCUCAAGAAGCUGCAGAUGGUGAAGGAUGCCCAGAAAGGCAAAUUCACUGUGGUGAAGAAGAAGAAAGUGAAGAAAACCAGUGAAAAUCAAACAAAGGAUAAUGUUGUCAACGGAGCAGUAGAUGAGGAGGAAGACACGGAGGAGGAUGCUCUCCCUGGGAUCUUAAAUGACACCAUGCGCUUUGGGAUGUUCCUCCAGGACCUUAUUUUCAUGGUGAGCGACAGUGGGGCAGUGGCCUAUGAUCCCAAUGCCAACGAGUGCUAUUUUGCCUCCCUGUCCACUCAAAUCCCAAAGAACCACGUCAGUCUGGUGACCAGAGAGAAUCAGAUCUUCAUUGUUGGAGGACUGUACUACAACGAGGACAGCAAGGAGGAUCCCAUGAGUUCCUACUUCCUACAGUACGACCAUCUGGACGCAGACUGGCUGGGGAUGCCCCCCCUGCCCUCCCCUCGCUGCCUCUUUGGCCUGGGAGAGGCAGAAAACUCUAUUUUUGUGGUCGGAGGGAAAGAACUGAAGGAGGGGGAGAAGACUUUGGACUCUGUGCUGUGCUACGACCGGCUGUCCUUCAAGUGGGGUGAAGCUGAUCCCCUCCCCUACGCGGUCUAUGGCCACGCCGUGGUGUCACACAAGGACCUUGUCUACGUCAUCGGAGGCAAAGGAAGUGACAAGAAGUGCCUGAAGAAGGUGUGUGUCUACAACCCAUCCAAGUUUGAGUGGAAGGACAUGGCUCCCAUGAAAACUGCCCGCUCCUUGUUCGGGGCCACCGUGCACAAGGACAAAAUCUACGUGGCCGCCGGUGUGACCGACUCUGGCUUGACCAACUCGGUGGAAGUCUAUGACAUUGCCACCAACAAGUGGGACACGUUCACAGAGUUCCCACAGGAGCGCAGCUCUGUCAGCCUGGUCAGCCUGUCUGGGGUGCUCUACCUGCUCGGAGGAUUCGCCACGGUGGAGACGGAGUCGGGAGAGCUGGUGCCAACGGAGCUCAACGAUGUUUGGAGGUAUGAUGAGGAGCAGAAGAAGUGGGAAGGGGUUCUCCGGGAGAUCCAGUACGCCUCCGGUGCCACGUUCCUCCCCGUGCGCCUCAAUGUCUUGCGUCUCACAAAGAUGUAGGGAUUUGUCAUUUUUCCAUGGUGGGGGGGGGGGGUCUGGGGCAAGGAAGGAUGGGGGGGAGAGAGGUGAUGUUUAUCAGGGAUAUGGCAUCUGGAUGCUGUGUAGGACAUUGCAUCUGUGACUGGGACUUUUUUACUUAGAUGGGAAAUGGGGAAACGAUCUUGAAGCUCUGUGGGAAUUUAAAGAUGCUCUCAAGGUAAUUAGAGGAAGGAUCUGGAGCCUGGAAGGAGAUGGGAGAGGCUGAGAAAAACAGAGCAAUGUGUUAUUCCUGUCUCAGUAGGCAGGACAAAUGGAAGUUUCAAUUCUUUCUUCAUGUUUUUCCCCAUCUUUUCAACUGCUGUUACACCUCCCUUACCAGGCAGAAAGCAGGUCUCAAUGGACUCAGUUAACAUUCCCCAGGGAAAAGGGUCUAUAAAAUAUUUCCCCUCCUAAGCUGUGAGCAUUGUGCUAGAGCCCCCCUUGGAGAGGAGAAGGAAGGGUCAAAGUCAAGCGGUACAGGAGAGACCCAGGUGGAAUUUGAUGAGUUCCUGAGUGAUGAGGGUUGUUGGGAUGAGACAGUUAAAAGGAACGAGCAUGUGAGCAGCAGAAAUGCUCUGAAAGUUGCAAUGAAAAGAAAACAGUCAAGUAAUCUUAGUUCCUUGCCUCCACUUUGACUUCGGAGUGAAGAGAGGUCGGGAGCUGAGCCUGCAGGAGGGGAGGAGUCGUGCAAGUAGUAGGGUGGGAGAGAGGGAGAGAUGGGCAGGGGAGGCCCUGUAUGCUCAUCUCCAGCCUUUUGCCUUCCUCAUCUUCAAUCCCAGAUCACAAUGUCCUCACCUGUGGAUGGACAAGUGCUGUUUUUUUUUAGGGAAAGGUUUUAUAUUUUUGCUGUUUCUCUUUUCCUUUUAAUAGUCAAACCUUUUUUUUUUUAAAAGAGUAUUUCACUUUGCAGAUGUGUUUGGCUCAAAGAGAGCUUCCUACAAGUGAAAAAUGCACAUUUAUCUUAAAGUUAUCCAUAAUGAUGUUUUGAUAGAAACACUACUGUACUGGCAGCAGGACAAAGAUCUGCUAGAGCAAAGAUCUCCUGAUGCCCACACCACCUGACCAGUGGUUCAUUUGAAAAUAAAUGUGACUAUUUCAAAAGAA
This is a messenger RNA of Corapipo altera (White-ruffed manakin), 3122 nucleotides long. It is a transcript of the gene KLHL40, whose product is annotated as kelch like family member 40. Gene Ontology annotation, molecular function: protein binding. Gene Ontology annotation, biological process: skeletal muscle fiber development; negative regulation of proteasomal ubiquitin-dependent protein catabolic process; negative regulation of protein ubiquitination. The record is from RefSeq and is a predicted model, not a curated record. NCBI's taxonomy places the organism in Eukaryota, Metazoa, Chordata, Aves, Passeriformes, Pipridae. The transcript is spliced from 6 exons. Bases 141 to 2000 code for a protein of 619 amino acids. Gene Ontology annotation, cellular component: A band; I band.